Molecule: messenger RNA, 594 nt
Organism: Exophiala mesophila
Lineage: Eukaryota; Fungi; Ascomycota; Eurotiomycetes; Chaetothyriales; Herpotrichiellaceae
Exons: 4
Coding region: 1-594 (197 amino acids)
Source: RefSeq, a predicted model, not a curated record
AUGCAGAAGGAAGUUCAUCAAAUGAUGAUUCAACAGAUGAAAGCCCGACUUGGCCCUGGUCAUGAGGAGCUGGCAGCGAAACUAAUUCCCCAGUGGCCUCCAGGCUGCAGACGACUGACACCGGGAGAUCAGUAUCUUGAAUCCCUUGUCAAGGAUAAUGUGAAGCCCGUGUUUGAUGAGAUUGCCGAGAUUGAUAAGACAGCUGUGGUGACCACGGAUGGAACUAGGCACGAGGUAGAUGUCCUGGUCUGUGCGACCGGCUUCGAUGUGUCGUUCGUGCCGUCGUUUGAGAUUGUGGGCAGGAAUGCCACCCAAAUUGCAGAUGCAUGGAAAGAUCUCCCUGACGCCUACCUUGGCUUGUCAGCUCCCAAUUUUCCCAAUUAUUUCAUGGUCUGCGGACCUCAGGGCACGCUUGGAAAUGGCUCGAUCCUACCAUCUGUCGAAGUCACUUGUGAUUACAUCACAUCGUUCUUGCUCAAGAUGCAAAUGGAGAGAAUUGCUUCCGUUGAAGUCAAACAUGAAGUCACCAAUGAAUUCCAGGAGCAUAUGCACAAAUUUCACCAAAAAACAAUUGAUACAUCGAGUUGGACAUAA